Messenger RNA from Motacilla alba alba, 878 nucleotides. RefSeq names its product TATA-box binding protein associated factor 13 (gene TAF13). Gene Ontology annotation, biological process: transcription by RNA polymerase II. Bases 30 to 404 code for a protein of 124 amino acids. The record is from RefSeq and is a predicted model, not a curated record. Lineage: Eukaryota; Metazoa; Chordata; Aves; Passeriformes; Motacillidae. Gene Ontology annotation, cellular component: transcription factor TFIID complex. Gene Ontology annotation, molecular function: protein heterodimerization activity. The transcript is spliced from 4 exons.
UCGAAGCUGUUCCGGGCCGCCGGGCAGCCAUGGCCGAUGAGGAGGAGGAUGUGCCGUUCGAAGAGGACGCGGAGGACGCCGGCGGGGGCCUGGACGGCGGACAGGGCAGGAGGAAGCGGCUGUUCUCUAAAGAGCUAAGGUGCAUGAUGUAUGGAUUCGGAGACGACCAGAACCCUUACACAGAAUCAGUGGACAUUCUUGAGGACCUGGUAAUAGAGUUUAUCACUGAAAUGACACACAAGGCCAUGUCCAUCGGGCGGCAGGGUCGGGUGCAGGUUGAGGACAUUGUCUUUCUAAUACGCAAGGACCCCCGGAAGUUUGCCAGAGUUAAAGACCUCCUAACUAUGAAUGAAGAACUGAAACGGGCCAGAAAGGCCUUUGAUGAAGCAAACUAUGGGUCUUGAUUCUGUGCACAAGCUGUGCACUGGGGCAUUAUUUGGGUACCUGCUGUCCAGUAAGAAGGAAGAUCAUGCGUGUUGUUUGGAAGGGUUUUUUAGGAUGGAGGUCACUGCUGGGAUGUCUGCCCUCACUCCCAGUCUUUUCUGAUAAAUAUUCAAGGAGCUGAAACAUUACCUGAUUGUAUGUGGUAUACUUAGGUAUUUUUAUACCAUUUAAUGAAAUGAGAAAAAGAGCUCUAAAAAUUCCUGCAAUGGCAGGAGUCUGUUUUAAGUAGGCCUGUGUUGCAUCAAGGGCUGAUGAUUCAUGAUCCUCUAAAAUUGUUUCAGUUGUCACUGAAGUAUUCCUGUGACAAGAAACCCUGAAAAUGGAUCUUGGUUAUCUGUAUAAAGACCUUAAGCCCAAACUACUAUCAAAGUUGUGCUCUUUUGCUCUGUAUAUGCUUUUUGAAUAAAACAUAUGUUUGUGCCCACAUUUCAUAA